Messenger RNA from Prorocentrum cordatum, 650 nucleotides. NCBI's taxonomy places the organism in Eukaryota, Dinophyceae, Prorocentrales, Prorocentraceae. The record is from the annotation of a GenBank genome assembly.
CGCGGGCGCGCCGCGGCCGCGCGCGGCGGCGGCGCUGGCGGCGGCCUGGCUCCCCGCCGCGAUGCCCUCAACGGGCGCCGCCAGGCGGCGCCCGUGGAGCAUGUCUCGCCGGCCCAGCAGCAGAGCAGUUCCACUCAGCUCCCUGCCAGACGCCUUCGUCGAUGCAGUCAGUCCGUGCAGCCAUGCUUCCAGCAGGACUCGAGGCCCAGCCGCAGGCCGCGGCCGGGCGCGCUGUGCCUCGGCGGCGGCGCCGAGCCGCCCCUUCGGCGGCCGACGCGCAGGGCCCUCCGCGUGACCGUGGUGGCGCUGGUCGGCGCCGCCUCCGUGGCGGCGGCGGCCGCCCUGCUCCUCAGGUCCGCGGGGCCGGCGGCGCGCUCGCGGGGCGUGGCCGCGCUGGCCGCGCUGCUGGAGAGCAGCUGCGCGACACGGGCUGGCCGGGGCUGGCCCUGCACGUGGUCAUCUUCUCUGCCUGGGUGGGCCUGUCGCUGCCCACGACGGUCAUGGAGGUGGCCACCGGCUUCGUCUGGGGCGCCGCCUGGGGUUUCUUCGCCAGCCUCCUCUGCAAGACGAUCGGGUCCGUGAUCGCGUUCGUCGUGGUGCUUCUGCUCAGGCAGCGGCUGGGCUGGGAGGCGCCCCGCACGCCCUCCUAG